This is a messenger RNA of Aspergillus ruber CBS 135680, 303 nucleotides long. RefSeq lists its product as uncharacterized. The transcript has a single exon. The record is from RefSeq and is a predicted model, not a curated record. Bases 1 to 303 code for a protein of 100 amino acids. NCBI's taxonomy places the organism in Eukaryota, Fungi, Ascomycota, Eurotiomycetes, Eurotiales, Aspergillaceae.
AUGAAGUGGAACAUUUUUAUACCUCUCUCGGCAAAUCAUAUGCUGCGGACGCACCUAUUUGCCAUGACAGACCAGGAAAAAAUUCAAUGCAGACCCUCUGGUUCCGAAGCUGCCAACAUUAUUUCUAGUAAACGACCGAUCUCGUCAGACGACCGCAUCCAAGUGAACUUCGCUCUCCCGGCUCACAAUGAUAUUAUCGAUGGCAUUGGCAUGCUGCACUUCUGGGUUCGUUACUUUGACUAUGCACUGCAAGUCUAUGAUAAAGGUGAAAUCUACCAGUUUCCACACUCCGGGGAUGAAUGA